CCGAGGGAGGCGCACGUGUUUUAAGUUUAGAAAAAUGGCGGGUAAAUCGAAUGGUAUGGACGUCAGUCAGGCCGAAUGGGUGCGCGCACCACCCCCCACUGGACCAUUGCUUCACAGAAUUGGAAAGGCCAUCUAUAAUCCUGAUGAGAAGAGUUUUUUGGGACGCACACCGAAACAGUGGGGAAUCGUGAUAACAUUCUAUCUGGUAUUCUACGCGGUGCUGGCGUUAAUGUUUGCUAUCUGCAUGGGGGGCCUGCUACUCAGCCUGAACAAGGACCGGCCUACCUACACACUGGAUCAGUCCCUCAUUGGUUCAAAUCCAGGUGUAACAGCGCGCCCUCUACCGGACACAGGUGAACUAAAGAUCGACCAUAGUGAUGCUAACUCAACCUACGUGUACGUUGACCAGCUGAACAACUUUUUUGCGCCAUACGUGACCGACCCGCUGUACGGGCAUGCGGAGUGUGUGCCCGCGGACAACUUCGGGUACCCAGACACUCCGUGCCUCUUCCUCAAAUUAAACAGGAUUAUCGACUGGGAGCCCCACUACUACGAUGCUGCCAGUCUGCCUGAGGACUUUCCUCACGAGCUGGUCGACCAUAUACAGAAACUGGCCACGCCGGCAGAACGUUCCCGGGUGUGGGCGUGGUGCUGGGACGAGAACCAACAAGUGGAACUGGAGUACCCGUGGGGACGCGCGCUACCCGCCUUCCAGCCCUACAAGGCUGGUGCUACGUAUAGGAACCCUAUACUAGCCGUCAGACUCAAACAAGUGACCAACAGCACGGUGAUCCGCUGCCGUCUUCUGGCCAAGAACAUCAUCUACAACAAGAGCUUGAAAGAACCAUCUGGUUACGCACGUGUGGCUAUAAAUGUUGUGAGCGAAACCACACCUAACGGUGAAAUCACAGAGAAGGUUUGAAUCUAUUAAUUUUUACCAGUCAACAUGUGAACUAAAUUACAGCAAUUGUGUGACCGCUAAGAAACUUAUCAUACCUUACUUAUAUAUUUAUAAAGGAGAGACAUUAUAUUAUUGUUUAUGAAUAAAUAAAUAAAAAAAGAUAAGCGGAACCCCACUGAAGUAGGUUGGUAAAUCAGGUUUUAGAUUACCUACUUUCCGUUCAAGUCAUCUAGGUAUAUUUGGCAUCAAUGCAUUCAGUAUGAUGCCCUAAAUACAAAUAUAUGAGAUGACAAGCGCGAAAAUGGUGGGGGUAGUAACUGUGAUGUCAUAAAGUCGUUUCUUUUUUUAAAUAUACCAUGUGGCAUAUCAAAUGAAAGAGCUUGUUGAGUAGAUUAUAAAUAUAUAACAUACUAUGUAUAAAACUUCACUACUUGGUCUAAUAAAUUAUUAGAAAACGUCCAGAAACUUCAAAAUGCAGUUGACUUUGAACUGCUCUAGAAUGAAAAUGACUGAAUGGAUUAUUCCGAAAUAGGUAUGCACAUAUGACAACUAAGUGACUGUGAACAUCCUCUAUGUAAUGUUGAGGAAUAAUUAACCAGAUAUAUCAAAAAAUAAGAAGGACAUUAAUUUGAAUAACAGUAUAAUUUCCUGUUACUAAAAUACAAUUUUUUUACCGAGUUCAAAACCCCCAUGGGAGAUGGGACUAACUACAAAAUUGCGAAAAAUAAUGUAAUGGACACCUUAGUAAAGUUAUGUAGACAAAACGUAUAUGCCCAAGAGUAUAUUUGUGUCUUUCCAUCACAGAAAGAUUCUUCUGCUUUAAGUGCAAUAAGUUUUUUUUUAUUUGAGACUAGCUUUUGCCCGCGACUUCGUCUGCGUGGAAUUAGUAAUUUGGGUACCUUAAUUCUUAUCUGCUUUUUAAUCCAUCCUUUUUUUACCCCCAAAUUGGUCCACACUAUACAUUUCCACCCCAUUUUUUACACCCUUAAGGGAUGAUUUCGUGGAUAAAAGUUAUUCUAUAUCCUUUCCCACAGCUCAAACUAUCCCCAUACCAAGUUUCAUCUAAAUCGGUUCAGCGGUUAUUGAUUCCCCAUACAAAUUUCCACCCCCCUUUUCACCCCCUUGAGGGGUGAAUUCUGGGAUAAAAAGUAUCCUAUGUCCUUCCCCGGGACUCAAACUAUCUGUAUACCAAAUUUCAUCUUAAUCGAUUCAGCGGUUUAAGCGUGAAGAGGGAACACACAGACAGACAGACAGACAGACAGACUUUCGCAUUUAAAAAUAAAUAAAUAAAUAUUAUACGGACAUUCAUACACAAAUUGGCUAAGUCCCACGGUAAGCUCAAGAAGGCUUGUGUUGUGGGUACUCAGACAACGAUAUAUAUAAUACUUAUACAAAUACUUAAAUACAUAGAAAACGUCCAUGACUCAGGAACAAAUAUCUGUGUUCAUCACACAAAUAAAUGCCCUUACCGGGAUUCGAACCCAGGACCAUCGGCUUCACAGGCAGGGUCACUACCCACUAGGCCAGACCGGUCGUCAUUUAUAAUAUUAGUAUGGAUUAGUAUGGAUUUUAACAGAAAUUCUAAUAGCACAUUAUUGCACAUGAAGCAUAAGCAUUAACUGAUGGAAAGCCACAUUUUUUUCGCGAUUUUUAUUCAGUACUAGCUUUUGCCCGCGACUUCGUCUGCGUGGACUUAGUAACCGCAGCUAGAAUAAGAAUAGCGCCUGGAAAAAUUCUCAUAGCAAUCUAAAUUUGUGCAUAUUAUGCACACAAUAAAUUAGCAGGCACUUCGUUAAUUAUCUCAAUUCCACCCCGCUUUUUACUUUCUUAAGGGAUGAUUUUUCGGGUAAAAACUAUCCUAUGUCCUUCUCAGGGACUCAACCUAUCCCUAUGCCAAAUUUCAUUUAAAUCGGUUCAGCGGUUUAAGCGUGAAGAGGGAACACACAGACAGACAGACAGACAGACUUUCGCAUUUAUAAUAUUAGUAUGGAUUAGUAUGGAUGACCAUCUUAUUACAUUUUUGCCAUGCCAUACAUGGGACCACGACUUUGAAAUCACGCAGUAUUAUGAAAUAGGGAUGUUUGCACCGUGCACGAAACAAAGCAAUAAGUAUUAGAAAAACAUGGCGGUUAUUUUUAAACACAAUUUCUAUUUAAUAAACCGGAUAGAAAUAUAAAAAGUAGGUGAGUUGAUCGUGACGUCACUAUACUCGUUUUCAUAUGGUUAAAUUCCAUAUUAGCAAUUCGUUUUGACAAAUCUAAAAAAGACGUAGGAAAGUAGCCUACCUAAACGAUUGUCUGAUAAGAGACAUUACGACACAAGUGCGAAAAGUAAGAAAUUCGCAACGAGUGGCGAUAAAUUAAAACACGAAGGGAGUGUUUUAAAUCGACACGAGUUGCGAAUUACCUAUUCGCACAUGUAUCGUACAACGUUUUGCAGUACAUAUGGCCAUAGAGUAACUUAUACUAGGGCGGUACUACUGUCAUAGUAAAUUUUGUAACCCCAGUAAAUUCACUGCCAUCUGUCGACACACUUUAAAACUAAAAAUGAGGAUUUAUAAAAAUACGAUAGAAUGUAUUUAAAUAUAGAUAAAUGAUUUUUUUUAUUUGCAUUAAUUAUUUUUAUGAUUUUGACCCAUGUUCUUUCACUGAUAUGCGUUAAAAUUGUUAAAUAACAAACGAAACCGUCAACGCCAUCUAUACGACUGUAGGCCAAAACUAGUAGCGCCCUCUGAACGAGAAUCAAAUUUUCUUGAUUUUCGAGGCACGUUUUUUCCUUAGACUGUAUCCAUCUAUUACGGAGUUAUAUCUAUCUUUGAUAUGGCCCUUUGAAUUUUCGGCAUAGUAACGUAAUGUGCUAAUUAUCGCACUAGUGUGGCAAUAAAUGACUGAAUACUAAAAGUAGCACCAUAUAUGUAUAAAAAUAUUAAUUAUGUACCUACUGUAAAAUAAUUUAUUGAUUUUGAAAAAGUACACGAUAAUUCUCCUGAAAGUAUAAACAUUUAUGGUUUACAAAUUUACAUGAAUUAAUGUAAGUGAUUUAUUUUAUAUUAUUAUAUUCCUUAGUAAUAAUGUGCCUGUCUUAGUACAAAGUUAUUUUGUAAUUAGUAAUUGUACAUAAUUAUAAGCUUAUUUUGUAAAAUAAACUUAUUAAAAUUA
Messenger RNA from Cydia strobilella, 4059 nucleotides. Its product is annotated as sodium/potassium-transporting ATPase subunit beta-1-like. The record is from RefSeq and is a predicted model, not a curated record. Gene Ontology annotation, biological process: intracellular potassium ion homeostasis; intracellular sodium ion homeostasis; sodium ion export across plasma membrane. NCBI's taxonomy places the organism in Eukaryota, Metazoa, Arthropoda, Insecta, Lepidoptera, Tortricidae. Bases 35 to 922 code for a protein of 295 amino acids. Gene Ontology annotation, molecular function: ATPase activator activity. The transcript has 7 exons. Gene Ontology annotation, cellular component: sodium:potassium-exchanging ATPase complex.